AUGUUAGCUUGGCUGAAUGCUUGCGAGAUAAUCGUUUUGAUGAAUCCAGGAAUUUGGUAUAUCGUUACUGUCCUUCCAGGAUUUGAAAGCAUCCAGUUGCUCAACGCAGUAUUAUAUCUCGAUUUAAAUGAAGAAUAUACAGCGAUAUCCAAAGGUUGCAACUUAUUGCUGCAAUGGGGCGAUGUGAUGCCGUUGGAUUUUGCAUAA
Molecule: messenger RNA, 207 nt
Organism: Parnassius apollo (apollo)
Lineage: Eukaryota; Metazoa; Arthropoda; Insecta; Lepidoptera; Papilionidae
Source: the annotation of a GenBank genome assembly